Molecule: messenger RNA, 1077 nt
Organism: Cucurbitaria berberidis CBS 394.84
Lineage: Eukaryota; Fungi; Ascomycota; Dothideomycetes; Pleosporales; Cucurbitariaceae
Exons: 1
Coding region: 67-888 (273 amino acids)
Molecular function (GO): ubiquitin protein ligase activity
Source: RefSeq, a predicted model, not a curated record
CAUCGAACCUCUAUUCUAAUCACAGCCUCACCCGUUGCCCUCGAGCAAACAGAUCCAGAUCGCAAAAUGCCUCAAUUCUGGGAGGCGAAAGAAGUCCUCGAUCUUUGCUCCGAUCAGCGAUGUGUCGGCAUCGUUCCAUCCACUAGUCGCAAAUGUCGAAGGCCGAUAUCCUGGUUGAACCAGGCACGAAUGAAUAUUCUCUUGAUUGAGAUAUCGUCGCAAUCACCAGACCUAUCGAUCUUGAGGCCGAAGCUGAUGCGUCUCGCGGGGUAUAGCUUAUGCGUGCGAUGCCAGCAAACUCAAAUUGACGGCAUGGUCGAGGAGUGGACGAGGAAGAUACAUGCGGCAUAUCCGGAGAGUGAGACGGCGAGAGUCGCUCCAUCUACGACAUCCCACUCCACUCCUUCAACAACGAUAUCCCGCACCCCAACCCUUGAGUCAACAAGAUCAUCGAGACGAUUAACAGCCACCACGACAAUCUCAUCAAUGCCAUCUCUUCCAUCUCUCCCCGAACUCAUAGCGCUGCAAGAAAGGCUCCGAACAGCACAACGGCGGCUCCAGGAAAUGCGAAAUACGAGAUUUUCAAACGAUAUUCUCUUAGUGUCGCGUGUCUCUAUUUCUGGUCCACCAACUGCUUCUCCAUCAUCACGAUCAAGACAUUGCAACCUUACUCCCGUUCGCCGUCGCUCCUUGGAUGAAGAGUGUUCUAUUUGCUACGACAAUGCUCCACUAUCCCAUACGCCGUCUGAGCUUGUAUGGUGCAAGUUUGGUUGCGGUAGAAGUGUACAUCGAGAAUGUUUCAAGGCAUGGCAGAAUCAGUGCGUAACAAGGAAUAGAGAAGUCACCUGUAUAAUAUGUCGGGAAAAUUGGGUAGAUGGUUGCGAAUGAUGAAGGGAGUAUUCCAAGUGUGGAGAUCUUGAGCUAAGGGUAUCUACUUUCACUGUGGGGAGUUAACUUCAAGAUGUUAAUGCACUCGCACUUUUGGCUUCAAUGUUAAAUACUCUAAUAGUCCUAUUAUUCGAACUCCCCACUUUCGCUUGAUGGUCUUGAUUUUCACCCGUUUUCAUACAUUCUGCA